Eurytemora carolleeae is the source of this 2122-nucleotide messenger RNA. RefSeq names its product MFS-type transporter SLC18B1. The transcript has 9 exons. Gene Ontology annotation, biological process: transmembrane transport. The coding region runs from base 110 to 1564 and encodes 484 amino acids. Gene Ontology annotation, molecular function: transmembrane transporter activity. The record is from RefSeq and is a predicted model, not a curated record. Lineage: Eukaryota; Metazoa; Arthropoda; Copepoda; Calanoida; Temoridae.
UAGAUAGAUAUUUCAAUAAUUUCAGUAGCAUUCCCCUAGUUUAGGACUUAACAAUGAUUAUUUAAAUGUUGUUAUUCAGUGACUCAACAUACAUAACAGGCCGAUAAAGAUGUCUGAGUCCCAACCUCUGCUUUCUGGUGAAAGAGAGAGGGUGACCUCUAAAUCAUAUUUUGUCAGAACUAUUAUUCCAUUUCUUCUACUCCAAGCAUCAGUUGGAUUAUGCGCUUCCCUCCAGGCAACCUUUUAUCCAAUAGAAGCUGAAGCUAAAGGUGCUUCUGCUGCACAGUUUGGAGCAGUCUUUGGGAUCAUUCAUCUCUCUCUCUUCAUAUUUGGCCCCCUGGUUGGCAAGUACCUGUCCGUGUGGGGCGUAAAGGCAAUAUUCCCUGCUGGAUUUGUAAUUGAUGGAGGAACCUUCAUCCUGUUUGGACUCCUCCAGUGGGUAGAUGAUACCUCAACCUUCCUGGUGUUCAGCUAUCUCAUCAGGUUCCUAGAGGGAGUUGGUGCAGCAGCAACAUGGACCUCUAACCUAUCUAUUCUGAUGGCUAAGUUUCCAGAGAGGAAAGCUACAGUAAAGGCAUGGUGUGAUGCAGCAUUUAACUUUGGUCUAACCAUUGGUCCUGUGAUUGGUGCCUUCCUAUAUGAUGCGGGGGGUUUCUUUCUUCCCUUUGCUGUUACUGGAUCAGCAAUUCUACUGAGUGGACUUUUAGUUCUCUUUACAACUGAGUUUCCUGACAUGGAGACUGGGGGAAUGGAUUUACCAAUGAAGAAGGUCCUGGGAAAUGUGAGGGUACUUGUUGCUUUAAUUACCUGUUCUGUCGGAGCAUACACUGUCGGGACACUAGAAGCAACCCUAUCCCCGUUCCUUCUCGAGUUGGAGAUAAGCGUCAAAAUGAUUGCUGUUGCAUUCUUAGUGAUGUCACUUUGCUCAGUUCUUGCAACUCCUCUGUUUGGAUUUAUCUGUGAUUCUAAGUUCUCUCCAUGGUUAGUAUCUGGUAUUGGAACCCUACUUAUGUUUGUAUGCUUCGUGUUCAUAGGACCCUGUCCCUACAUGUCCUUUAUCCCUGCUACAUUUGCAAGUGUUUGUGGAUCUUUAGUUGCUCAAGGGUUUGGAUGCUCAGCAGUUCUUGUUGCUAGUUUUAGUUCAGCACAAAUAGCAGCUGUAGCUGCUGGAUUUCCAGAUAGUAUGGAGGUACAGGCAGUCGUAUCUGGACUCUUUACUUCCGCUUUUGCUUUGGGAAACUUCUGUGGGCCAACAGUAUCCGGUGUUCUCUAUGACAUUGUAGGUUUUGAAUACAAUCUUUUGGUUCUCCAAGCAUUAGUUAUAAUCAUAUUUAUAAUGAAUAUGAUUGUGUACUGUGUGCCUCCACUAGAAGUAGAACAUGAAGCAGAGAUUGAUACCCCAUCACCAUCUAAAGAAGACCUGGAACGGAAGCCAUCAGAUGCGUAUCCUGAGUUGGCUGCUGAUAUUAUUAGAUCAAGAGCAGCUCCACCUAGACCAACAUCAACAAGAAAAUAUUCAACAUCAAGCAGUGUUUAUGAGAGAGGGCAACAUCUUGUAUUUUAAUAUUAACUAAUUUAAUCAUUUUGUAUUGUAUGAAAAGUAUAUAUGAACUUUAAACAUGCUAAUAAGAACAUAGUUCAUACACAUCACAAAACGGCUAUUUUCCAGUCGAAAAUUGAUCAUAACAAAAAAAUUGAUCCUGAUAAUUUUGUAUAAAAAGUUAAGGUUUUGUAAAAUUGUUAAGUUUCUUGAAUUCAGAAAUACAUCAAACUAAGGUAAAUUGCACAUAACAUAAUAACAUUGAAGUCAUAUAUUUUCCAUCCUAAUAUAUUUUAUUAUAAGGUAUUGAGAUUAACAAAAAUGUUUUGAAUUUCUAAUUUAUCAUUAAAUAACUUUGAUUUUUUUAUACUUGUGAGUAAAUUUGUAACUAGAGAAGCUAUGAGGUCACAAAGUUGUGCCAGAAAUAUCGCAUAAAUUUUACCUUCCCUUCUGGUUAGUUCACAGUGAUUGUAUAUAUAGAUGAUUCAAAAACUAUUUUGAUAAAAUCUUUAUAAAUGCUUUAACAAUCAUGAAUCAACUGUUUUGUGUACUAAUUUAAAUCAAUAUAUUAUGAAACAUUCA